This is a messenger RNA of Epithele typhae, 2430 nucleotides long. Its product is annotated as P-loop containing nucleoside triphosphate hydrolase protein. Bases 1 to 2430 code for a protein of 809 amino acids. The record is from RefSeq and is a predicted model, not a curated record. NCBI's taxonomy places the organism in Eukaryota, Fungi, Basidiomycota, Agaricomycetes, Polyporales, Epitheliaceae. Gene Ontology annotation, molecular function: 5'-3' DNA helicase activity. The transcript has 10 exons.
AUGCCGCCGUUGUUCCCCACGGGGCCUUCUCCCUUAUCCUCUCUCCCUUCGCGGCCGCUGCGCGCCCCAAGCGUACCACCACCCCGUACACGCUCGAGACGACUCCACGAUCCCCUCCCCCCCACUUCUCCUCUCCUCCACCCUCAAGUGAUGCCGCCGAAGAACAAACCUUGCGACAUCCUCCAGAAUAUUAUCGACGCCUCCUUCCCCGCCAUCCGCCUCCAGGACGAUGUUCCUGAAUCCUCGCUCACCAAGGAGGUUAUCAACGACUUCCUCAAAGACAGCCCCACCCCCCGCUUUGUUGGUGUAGCCCCCGUCUACUCGGAGAAGGGCUCCCUCUGCCGCCUAGCUCUCGCGGUGAGUGGCAAGGUCAUCAUCGUGCAAUUCGCCGCGAAGGGCAAGGGCAGCAAGGCCUACGCGGGUCGCGAGUUCCUCGACAGCGAACUCCUCCACAACCCUGACGUCACGAUCGUUGGAUUCGACUUCUACAAGGUCGCGGUGGUCCUCUUCACGGACCAGUCCCUGCGCGUCCUCAACGGCGUCGACCUGAACAGCGCUUGUGGCAAGCAGAGCAAUGAUGCGCUCGGGACCAUCCAAUCCGCGAUCCGCGAUCGCUCUCCGGUCAUGGAGGUCAACGUCAACCCCCUGUUCUCUUCGAACACCUUCGAUGCGAAGCGCAUUACCAAUAUCGCCAUUCAGGCAUGGCUUGCCUACACCCUCAGCACCUACGACACAAUGGAAGAGAUGCUGAGGAGUGCACCACACAUCAACACGAAGGAUAUGAAUGAUGUAGAGCUACAAUGUCUCGCCGAUCUCGACCGUGGUGAGCAACGCCUGCAGCUCGUCCAGGGGACCUCGGUCAGGCACGACUUCUCCGCUGCGGGCUCCCGAGGUGAGACUGCGCAUCUCCGCGCGGACCGCUUCCAAACUCGCUUCCAAAAGGAAACGGCAAGUGCACUCCCAAUUACACAGCGGGUGAUGGCACAUGACCAUGAAACGGGCCUCGACAUCGUCAUUCCGGGGCAGGUCAGCUCCAUCAUCGGGCGCAACACUAUCAUCAAGACCACGACUAAUCUCGAGAAUCGCACCAUUCUCUCGGUCACUACGCAUGGUCCUGUGCAGCCAACAAAUGCCGAGCGCGAGCGGGCUUACAUGAUCCGCUCUGCACUCCAAGGACAAACUGAUGCCUUGAGCUCUCCCUUCCUUCAGUACAUCAUGCGGCCCUCUGAAACCUUCACAUGGCCUGACACUUUCCCUACUUCUGAUGUCAUACCCGACAUUGUCUCCAAGAGGUCUCUCAAUCAUUCACAGGAAUGUGCUGUUCAGCAAAUGCUUGCAGACAUGGACUCUGCUCGUCUAACCAUAAUCAAAGGUCCUCCUGGAACAGGCAAAACCACUGUGAUUGCUGCUUUUGUUGCCUCUGCUGUUUCUGCUGGCCAGAAUGGGAUCUGGCUUGUGGCUGAGAGCAACUUUGCUGUCAAGAAUAUUGCAGAGAAGUUGGCAGAUGUUGGCUUCUGGAACUUCAGGCUCCUCAUCAGCAAAGAAUUCCACUUUGGCUGGCAUGAUCAUCUCUAUAAGCAGAUCCAGAAGAAUGUCAUCUCCAGCAUUGAGUUCAAGCAGGCUAGAUCUCGCAUUCAAGGUGUUCCUGUCAUGCUAUGCACUCUCUCAAUGCUCUCAAACAAGCUCCUUCACAUCUUCACCAAUGUCAACCCUGUCAAAGCCCUAGUCAUUGAUGAGGCCAGUCAGAUUACUCUGGGCAGCUAUGUGUUCCCUUUCAACAGGUUUGCCACUACCAUCCACAAGAUUGCUAUGAUUGGAGAUGACAAACAGUUGCCCCCUUAUGGUGCUGACAAUGACCCUGACACCAUCAAGAGCAUCUUUGAGGUUGAGCACCUCCAUCCCCACAUCCUCUUUCUUGCCAUUCAAUAUCGCAUGCCUUCACUCAUUGGAGAAGUGGUGUCUGAUGUCAACUAUGAUGGUCAACUUGACUCCUGGACAGACCAUCCAGUCCCUCCCUCCCAGCCUUGUUGCUGGUUUGUUCAUGUUGAUGAGUCUCAGGAGAGCAAGUGGGAUACUAGCUGGCAGAAUGUCAAAGAGAGGGCUGCAGUCAUUAAAAUUGCUGCUAAGCUCCAGGCAGAGGAAAAGAAUUUCUGCAUCAUUACACCCUAUGAUGCCCAGAGGACCUUGCUGGUGACAGACCUCAAAGCUGCUGGGCUCCAGCAUGAGGACAAGUGCUUCAAUGUGGACUCCUUCCAAGGAAAUGAGAGAGACUAUGUCAUUGUCUCGAUAAGGGGCAUGUACAUUGUCACCUCCUGGGACUUUGUGGAGAAGAAGGCUAGUCACACCCUGGUUGGAAGGAUGUCAGCUGCAUGGUCUGAAGAUGCCUGGAUUCUCCCUGACCACCUCACUGUGGAGAAUGUUGAUCAGUAA